Molecule: messenger RNA, 1248 nt
Organism: Cuscuta epithymum
Lineage: Eukaryota; Viridiplantae; Streptophyta; Magnoliopsida; Solanales; Convolvulaceae
Source: the annotation of a GenBank genome assembly
AAAAACAGAUAAAAUGAAAAAAAUUAACGAAUGCGUUGAGAACUCGAACAAUCCCUCUUGCUAUCCUGCAGCCCGUUAACUACGCCACUGCACUGGCCUGUCAUAUCCGUGGCCGGCGGCCUUAUUUCACUGGUAAAUUGGAAAACCUCAGCUAACAAGGAGAAGCGCUCUCAACAACAUAAGAAACCAUCUUCUUCAAUUGAUUCUCUAAUGUCAAUCUGGGUGCCGGUUCAUAUAUUCAAAAACCCUUGUUUUAUAUUCGGGCGUCGAAGCAGAUUUACCUGCCGCCUUGACCCCAGACUCCACAUCCAUGGCUUUGUAGACUCGUUUGCUAUUAAGAGGCUCGUGUCCUUCACUACAGUGCCCUUCCAUCAGAUUCAGGCAUGCAAACCCGGAGAUGAUACAGUUAUGUCUGCCAAUGUUAAUUAUGGUGGCAAACAGGUCGUAAGCGUUACUCCGCAGCUCUAUAGUUAUGCUCUCUCUAAUGUUAGAGAACCAGAGAUUCUGCGUGAACUUAGAGAGGAGACUGCCACAAUGCAGGGCAGUCAAAUGCAAGUAUCCCCUGAUCAAGCACAACUACUAGCAAUGCUUGUCCAGGUCCAGGGAGCAAAAAGGUGCAUUGAAGUUGGCAUCUUUACUGGAUACUCUUCCUUGGCCGUUGCUUUAGUUCUUCCAGAGCACGGACAUUUAGUUGCUUGUGAGAGAGAUGAAAAAUCAAUAGAGGUUGCAAAGAGAUAUUAUGUUCGUGCGGGUGUAUCUAGCAAGGUGGACGUGAGGCAUGAUAUAGCAGCCAAUACUCUACGGUCUAUGAUUCAGAAUGGUGAGGGCUGCAGUUACGACUUUGCUUUUAUUGAUGCUGAUAAGAAAAUGUAUCAAGAAUACUUCGAAUUGCUACUAAAGUUGGUAAAGGUUGGAGGGGUCAUAGUAGUGGACAAUGUGCUUUGGCAUGGGAGAGUUGCUGACCCAUUGGCAAAUGAUGCUAAAACGGUAAGCAUACGGAGUUUCAACCGAACCUUGUUUGAGGAUAGCCGUGUAGAUAUCAGUAUGGUGCCAAUAGGCGAUGGCAUGACGAUCUGCAGGAAAAGACAAUUAUUCUCCCCUUAAACUUGAGAGGAAGUUAUCAAUAAGGUUUUAUGCCUUUUUUAUGUAGGAUGUAGGAUUGUAUGUGUAUAAUGUCAUUCAAAUUUUUAAAGACUAUAAAUAUUACUCCGUAUGUCUUUUUCACGAAUAUUACUAAGAAAUAAUUAC